AUGAGUCAGACAGCUGUUAAUGUUAGCUUUGGCAAUGGAUGGGAAACAAAAACAACCGUGGUCUGUGGAGGAAACCAACUGCUGUCUCUGUGGUCCUCCACAGAAAUUCAACAUAAACUGGAUGGAGCUGUACGGACGAAACCCGUCUUCGAAAGGCUUCAAAAUGAGAUGUCUGUUGCGGGUUACCAGAGAAGUACGGAUCAGCUGAUAAACAAAAUUAAAAAAUUAAAAAAAGAUUAUCGGGAUCAAAAAAAGGAGCUUGGGCGAAGUGGUAGUGGCGGUCAGCAAAGAAGAUCGCCAUAUUUUUACGUCCUGGACUCCAUCCUGGGGGACCGACCGGCAUGCCAAACCACCGGGGCGCUCAACUCCGCCACAGCGUUGUUAGAGGCGAUGGUGAACGGAGAGGCAGACUGUCCCAAUGCUUCAGUUCGCACCAUCACCCCCCCCCCACAGGACUGCAGCUCGCCGGUCCCAUCUGCCUCCGUGUCAUCACGGCAAGCCAGACGAGGAAAAAAGCGUGAACAUGAGGAGCUGUUGGACUACAUGGAGAAGGCUGACGAUAAGUUCCUGCAGCUCAACAAAGACAUGGUGGCAAAGAUGGAGGCAGACACCAGCGCUCUGCUGGGGCUCAUGGGGCGCAUGGUGGCAGUGAUGGAGGCGCAAGCACAGAAAUAA
This is a messenger RNA of Etheostoma spectabile (orangethroat darter), 675 nucleotides long. RefSeq lists its product as uncharacterized. Bases 1 to 675 code for a protein of 224 amino acids. The transcript has 5 exons. The record is from RefSeq and is a predicted model, not a curated record. NCBI's taxonomy places the organism in Eukaryota, Metazoa, Chordata, Actinopteri, Perciformes, Percidae.